AUGGCGGCCUCCACACAAGAUGACCCGUGGCGUCUGUUGAUGAAACGUCUCAUUCUAAGGGGUGUGAUCACUGAGUCAUACCUGUGGGCCGUGUGCAUCUCUGAGGGAGGUGUGCCAACAGGCCUGAACCCAGAGCUGUCGGGUGCUGCAGGAUGUAAUGGAAAAACCAAGUCACACGAACACAGACAGUGUGGAUCACAGCUGCCUGAACAUCAUCUGGAAGAGUCCCGUACAGUUUCGUCUGCCCAGGACCGUCGCAGGCGGUUUAGACUCACUCUACAAGAUCAGGAUCAGUCAGGCUGCACCUCGGCACGACACAGCAACAAGGAGAACAGCAUAGCAGUAGUGCUGCCACAAAAACCAGAAGAGAAGGAAGAAACACUUGAACUCAUCUCUCCCACAGAAGAAAAAGUUGAAAUAAUUAAAGUUUUCCUUGAAGCCCGUCCACAGACAGGAGAGAGUGUCAAGAUGCUGACGGAUGAGGUGUCACAGAUUCAGGAGGUGAGGUACUGUCUGAAGACUCUGAGAGAGCAGAUGGCAGCCAGGCAGAACACUAACAACAACAAGUAUCCAGUCAAUGGCUUCAGAGUCAACAUGCCCAGCAGUCAACCAGUCGUCACCAAUGGCAACACUUUCCUCAUUGAGUCAGACACUCAUGUUGGGGAUAAUCAGGAGGAGAGUGUUAGGCUCAGGGAGGUGACCAGGCGUCUGUAUGCGCAGCUGAAGGAGAUGGAGAAGAGGCAUCAGGAGGAGAAGGAGAGACUGCAGGCAGAGUCAAAUGAGUAUAGCGUCCGUCUGGCUGAGCAGUCUGAGCGGCUGCAGAAGGUGGAGGAGCAGUCGGAGGAGAGGGGUCAGCGGGUGGAGGAGCUGCAGAGGCUGCUGGGAAGCAUGGAGCUUGAGAGCGGCAUCCUCAAAGACAAGAUGGCGGCAGGGGAGGCUGAGCUGCUGCAGCUUAAAGCAGACAGGGAGCAAGGGGGGGAGAACGAGCAGAGGAGUGCACAGCUGGAGAAGGAGGUGGCCGCCUUGAAGGAAAAGAUUCAUCACCUAGAUGACAUGUUAAAGAGUCAGCAGAGGAAAGUUCGCCACAUGAUCGAACAGCUGCAGAACUCCCGCACCGUCAUCCAAGAGAGAGAUCGGGUCAUCAGGGACCUGCAGGAGAAGGUGGCUUUCCUGGAAGCUGAGAACAGAGAAAUGCAUGACCACAUGGAGUACUUCCUGGCAGGCCAGGACCCUCCACCACUGACAGUCUCAGAGAACAAGCCAGAGGUUGUUUACAGUAAACCGCUCACACCGACGACACACACCAACAAGGCCCUCCCACUCAUCAAAGUCAUUGAGAUCAAGACCUAAAUGGAGUGUCAACCAAAGGAAUGACCAGAAGUAAAAUACAGUGUAAAUAUAUAUUUAAACACCUAC
Molecule: messenger RNA, 1416 nt
Organism: Morone saxatilis (striped sea-bass)
Lineage: Eukaryota; Metazoa; Chordata; Actinopteri; Moronidae
Gene: tuft1b
Product: tuftelin 1b
Exons: 15
Coding region: 1-1350 (449 amino acids)
Biological process (GO): intracellular signal transduction
Cellular component (GO): intracellular anatomical structure
Source: RefSeq, a predicted model, not a curated record